Molecule: messenger RNA, 1588 nt
Organism: Mesocricetus auratus (golden hamster)
Lineage: Eukaryota; Metazoa; Chordata; Mammalia; Rodentia; Cricetidae
Gene: Syngr2
Product: synaptogyrin 2
Exons: 4
Coding region: 58-732 (224 amino acids)
Cellular component (GO): neuromuscular junction; synaptic vesicle membrane
Source: RefSeq, a predicted model, not a curated record
GGGGCGGGGCGGCCCGGCUGGUUCUCUGCCCAUCCGCGGCUCGGCGGCGACGGCGACAUGGAGAGCGGGGCCUACGGCGCGGCCAACGCGGGCGGCUCCUUCGACCUGAGGCGCUUCGUGUCGCAGCCUCAGGUGGUGACGCGCCUCGUGAGCAUGGUCUUGGCCUUGAUCGUGUUCUCCUGCAUCUUCGGCGAGGGCUACAGCAACACUCAUAACACGGAUCAGUUACACUGUGUGUUCAACCAAAAUGAGGAUGCCUGCCGCUACGGCGGCGCCAUCGGGGUGCUGGCCUUCCUGGCCUCGGCCUUCUUCCUCGUGGUCGAUGCCCUUUUCUCCCAGAUAAGCAAUGCUACCGAUCGCAAGUACCUGGUCAUUGGCGACCUGCUCUUCUCAGCUCUCUGGACGUUCCUGUGGUUCGUUGGUUUCUGCUUCCUGACCAACCAGUGGGCAGCCACCAAAGCUGAGAAUGUGCUUGUGGGAGCGGACUCGGCACGAGCCGCCAUCACCUUCAGCUUCUUCUCCAUCUUUUCCUGGGGUGUGCUGGCUUCCCUGGCCUACCAGCGUUACAAGGCUGGAGUGGACGCCUUCAUUGAGAACUACGUGGACCCCACCCCAGACCCCAACACAGCCUACGCCUCUUACCCCAGUUCCUCCGUGGAAAACUACCAGCAGCCCCCCUUCACCCAGAACGUGGAGACCACUGAGGGCUACCAGCCUCCCCCUGUGUACUGAGCAGCCAGGGGCCAAGAGGCAGGGAGAGUGCUUGGGGCCGCUCCUCUCCCCUGGACUUUUCUCUCUGGAGGUGGCUGCCUGGAACUGCAGUCCCUUGCCUGUUACAGUUGACAGCCAAAGAGCCCAUUUCUGCAUCCUAGCUGCAGCCUGGCAGAGCACACCCGAAGUGCCUGUGCCCAAGGGGUUUCACCACCGCCCAGCCAAUCCUCCAGGGCAUUUUUUAGGAAAGGGUUUUUCACUAAGAUCUUCUCUCUCUGCCAACCCCCGGUACCGGGGAUGGUGCCCAGGGCCUUGAAUUCGCUUAACCAGUGCCACCAAUGAGCUGUGUGCUAGCUCUUGCUGCUUUUGAUAACCCUGGCCCAUCUCAGCCAGAAGCAGAUGCUUGCUUUGAUAAAUGCCAUAGCUUCCCCUCAGCUCAGCUUGAGGCCACCGGAGUCCCGACUAUCUUUUUUUCCUUCCAAAGUCGAGGUUGGGAGUCCAUGCACCUGCCUCCUUGGAGUGCUGGGCCGAGACUACCCACACCCUCACUCAGGUUCACUACCCAGCUUUGGCUGGGCUCCAUGCUCACUGCUGUCUUCUGGGGUCACCACUGCGCCAACUGUCCCAGACUGCUUGCCUGACAGCUGUGGAGCAGGUAGGGGACCGUGCUUAUCUCUUCCCUCUGGCUCCUGCCCCUGGCAGGAGGGAGGAACUUAGCCUGGAGAGAGCACCCAGCUUUAUGUAAAUAUUCCCCAGCAAUUAGAUACCAGUGAGGGCAGGAACCCCUGCACUGAAUGUAUUGGGAGACUUGGUGGGGACCCCCUGCCCUCAGGUUCUGUAGAGUAGUUGGGAGAUGGAAUAAACGGUUUUUUUCUCA